Molecule: messenger RNA, 322 nt
Organism: Geodia barretti
Lineage: Eukaryota; Metazoa; Porifera; Demospongiae; Tetractinellida; Geodiidae
Source: the annotation of a GenBank genome assembly
UGAAGCACAAUAAAGUGCAGUCCAACCAGUCUGCAACAAAACAUACAACAAUGGAAUCUAGUCUCUCACAUGUUGUACAAUCCUAAGAGCACAAAUGUUACAAUAUAAACUGAAAGGAUAGACAAUAGCCACUACUGUUGGUGCCAACAGUGAGAUGCUAAAAGAGAAUGAAACGAAGAAGCAAGAGGAAGCUGAGAUGAAAGAAAAGAAAAGGGAGGAAAUGAAGAAGAAAAAGAAGUGGAAAGGAAAAAGGCCGAGGAGUGAGCGAGAAAGCAGGAACAAAGAGCAAAAGAGAAAGGCGACAAAAAAGCACAGAGGGGCA